AUGAUUUUAAAUGGAAAUAUGCAGCAUCAGUCGACAAUUUCCCGUUGGUAUCGAGAAUUCAAACGUGGACGGGUGAGUCUUAGCGACGAUUCCAGGGUGGGUGCACCAAAAACGGCAGUCACCCAGGAAAACGUCGAUGCUGUGCGCAAACUCAUCAUUGAAGAUAAGCAGAAAGCAGCCAGGGUUAAUUGGUGUCAACAAACGCUUGACACAUUGUUAGUGAAUGAAUCGUGGAUUUACUGUUAUGAACCAGAAAAUAAACGACAGUCGGCUAUUUGGGUGUUCCAAGGUGAAGAAAAGCCAACAAAAGCCAUGCCGGGUCAUAUUGCAACAAUUCCUCUUAAUGAGCAAAGAACUGUUACUGCGGAUUGGUAUACCACCAUUUGUUUGCCAAAAGUCAUCACCGAGCUUCGAAAAAUCAAUCCCGAAAGACGAAUCAUCCUGCACCAAGACAGUGCAAGCUCGUACACAGCCCAAAAAACAAAACAGUAUUUAACGGAAGAAAACGUGGAAUUAUUGGAUCAUCCUCCAUAUAGUCCCGAUCUAAGUCCUAACGAUUUCUUCACUUUCCCGAAAACUAAAAACAGACUGCGUGGUCAAAGGUACCAGUCACCAGAAGAAGCAGUUGACGCAUUCAAAAAUGCCGUUUUGGAUCUGCCAGCAAACGAGUGUAAUAAGUGCUUCGAAAAUUGUUUCAAGCGCAUGUAG
This is a messenger RNA of Acanthoscelides obtectus, 708 nucleotides long. Lineage: Eukaryota; Metazoa; Arthropoda; Insecta; Coleoptera; Chrysomelidae. The record is from the annotation of a GenBank genome assembly.